UCUCUGCUGGUGCUAUAUUAUCAAAUUAUCAACGUGUUCGCGUGGAAAAUGUCUGUAAUCGCCUUGGACUCAUGUCUCUUGCCUACCUUUGGCGAAGAGAUCAAAAAGAGUUAUUGAGUGAAAUGAUAAGUUCUGGAAUUAAUGCUAUUUUGAUUAAAGUAGCUGCUAUUGGUCUAAAAUCGACACAUUUAGGAAAAUCCAUUGAGGAAAUGUACUCGCAUUUGUGCAAUUUGAAUGAAAAAUAUGAUGUUCACAUCUGUGGUGAAGGUGGUGAAUAUGAAACGCUCACGUUGGAUUUUGCAUACCUUCGGUUUAAGAUGUUGACUUUAGAAGAUAAGCCUGUAAGCACUAUUGCGACAACUCCAAUAAUUAAAAUACCAUCAUGGCAGGAUGAUAUUAAAGAAUUUAUGAGUGCAACGCAAGGUUGG
Molecule: messenger RNA, 428 nt
Organism: Acaulospora morrowiae
Lineage: Eukaryota; Fungi; Glomeromycota; Glomeromycetes; Diversisporales; Acaulosporaceae
Source: the annotation of a GenBank genome assembly